UACUACGUAUUUUGCCGAAUGUCAAUAUACUUCUAUUAUCUAUUGAAUAUUUGCAAGGACUUUUGAAAAAGAAGACACGUUUCAUGCACGCACGUAAGACUGUGCAUUUUGGUAAGGCGAUUAGAUUAAAUCAAUAAAAUGGAAGGCUAUCUAACUGAUAAAACGUGUCGAGGAUUUUAAAACAUUUAUGUUGUAAUGAUUGCGAUGACAUGACGAUAAGAUUUGAUGUCCACCUUGUGAUCCAUAGGAUUUGAGAUCGAUUUAAGAUUGGAGGUACUAGUUAAACCCAGGAUUUGGACUCAAAGUUUCAUAUAAAGACAGCGUCUUUCGCUGUACACGAGUUAAAUCAUAGGUUAUAAAUAAGUGCAUAAAAUACAAAACUGAAUCUUAUGACAAAAAGAUGCGUUAAAUGAAAUUUUAAGCGAAGAUACGGUAAGUAGUAAUUGCCAUUUAAAACAUGUGCAUAGUUAUUGAAUGAUUUUAGAUUGAUCAUAUAUGUUUCAUUUUCGAUUUCUGCAAUAUAGGUUGUGGUCGCAACAAGGGACGUUUGUAAAAUUGGCGCAUGGUUGAAUUGUACCAAGUGUUAACGUUGAGAGCAAAAUAUUGAAAAAAAAAACACAACGUGUAUUCUUGAGAGAUAAUUAAUAUUCAGCAACAUCUCAGGUCAAGACUUAAAUGUGAAAUGUAACUUAAAUUUGUGAAAAAAAUAAUACGUGUACAUAGACACCAUCUGGAUAUCGUUUCUUAAUCCAGUAAAUAUCGGUAAAAAAUAUAUAUUUAUAAAAACAGUGCUAUUUGUGUAAACAAAUCAUAAAAACCGUCACCAAGCAUGGACGAGGAAAAUUCAAAAGAAAACGGCGAAACGCCCCAUUCCGAUACCGAUGACGAAGAGCCCAUCGACCGAGAGGCGGCCCACUUCGCCAGCAAGUUCGCCAGCCGCCGCCACUCCGCCAUGGUGUUCUCCUCAAGUAUGAAAGCGGGUCACAACGGCUUCCACCGGCGGCCUGUGGAACUCUACCUCGUUCGCAUAUAUCCGGCGUGCCGCGCCGUCUGGUUUUACAUGCUGCAGCACAACAUCCCCCAUAUCCUGGUGGACAUUGAUUUCUCGCAGGGGGAGUCACAGCUACCGGAUGUGGUACGAAAGCAGCCCCACAGGGAGGUUCCAAUCAUCGUGGACGGCGACUUUGUCGUCUUUGACGGACCGGCCAUUCUGACGUACCUUGCCACGACGUACACUCACCACGCCGGAUAUGGGAUCACCAUGCAGACGAGAAUGUUGAGCGAGUCCAUCGUCAGCUGGGCCAACUCCGAACUGCACAGGGCAGUUGGCUUUAACUACAUUUACCCACAGUUCCUCGAUAAAUACACACUUCCGGAUGAGCGCGCAAAUGAGGCUUUAAUUGAACAUGGACUGAAACAGCUGAGUCAUCAUUUAGAACUGCUGGAAAAGAAAUAUUUGGAAAAAUCGACUUUUCUAACGGGAAAUAGAAUCACAAUAGCAGACACUUACGUUGCGACGAUUCUGUUACAAACUGAAUGGCUGGGGACAAAACUUAGCAUGUGGCCCCACGUGGAAAAAUGGCUGUCACGAGUGAAAAACCAAGUGUUUUGGGAUGUAGUGCAUUCGUCCCAUACCGUGUUCCUACGAGAGCUGGAGAGUCGCGCAUUGUUCGAUUAAUACAUUUAACGUUUUGUUGAUAUAUUUAUAAGAAAAUUUAGAACUUUGAUUUCAAUAGACUUUAUGACCAGCGAAUCCAUGGUUAGAGCAAAUUAUUUUUUUACUUUCAGACUGAAAGCUCUCGAUCGGCUUGAGCAUUCAUGCAAAAGUGUUUGACUAUUUCGCAUGCCACAAUGUGAACGUGAAUACUAACUUCCGCUUGGCGGAUUAUCUAUGUUCAAAUUCAUACAUAUUUUUACAUUAUCUGUGAAAUGGGAUCCAUACUGCAAGUACAAUUUUUAUGUCAUAUCAAGCAUGUACUUAUGUUAUUCCAUGUAAUUUCUACUCCAUUAAUUAUUGUGUAUUAUUCGCAUAUUACACGUUACCGCAUUCAUGUAUACACACUUUAUUCACGAAUA
Messenger RNA from Dreissena polymorpha, 2076 nucleotides. Its product is annotated as glutathione S-transferase theta-3-like. The record is from RefSeq and is a predicted model, not a curated record. Gene Ontology annotation, cellular component: cytoplasm. Lineage: Eukaryota; Metazoa; Mollusca; Bivalvia; Myida; Dreissenidae. The transcript has 4 exons. Gene Ontology annotation, molecular function: glutathione transferase activity. Gene Ontology annotation, biological process: glutathione metabolic process. The coding region runs from base 830 to 1678 and encodes 282 amino acids.